Molecule: messenger RNA, 2872 nt
Organism: Polistes canadensis
Lineage: Eukaryota; Metazoa; Arthropoda; Insecta; Hymenoptera; Vespidae
Product: oxysterol-binding protein-related protein 9
Exons: 13
Coding region: 268-2403 (711 amino acids)
Cellular component (GO): intracellular membrane-bounded organelle; cytosol; membrane
Molecular function (GO): sterol binding
Source: RefSeq, a predicted model, not a curated record
UUAUGAAUGCAUAAUGAAAAAAAUAAUAAGUAAUAAAUAUUGAAAAUUGAUAUUUGGUUUAUACUUCUUGGGUUGACAUGUAAAUACAAAUGUGUAUGUGUGCAUUCGAUCGUGUUUGAUAUUUGUUAUUUGCGAAUGGAAUCAUUCGUGACAGAUUAGAACUUAUUUGCAGGCUUUAUAUCUGCGAGUUUCCACUCUGAUUUUUCUAUAAAUUUUAUCAUACAUACACACACACACAACACAAUCAUAAUCAUCAAGAAACAAACAAUGUCGACAAUGGAGGGUUCACUUAGUAAAUGGACAAAUGUUGUUAAUGGCUGGCAAUAUCGGUGGUUUGUUUUAGACGAUAACGCUGGCUUAUUAUCGUAUUAUACUAGUAAAGAAAAAAUGAUGCGUGGUGCUCGUAGAGGAUGUGUUAGAUUAAGAGGUGCAAUUAUAGGUAUCGAUGAUGAAGAUGAUAGUACAUUUACCAUAACUACGUCAUCAUACAAAGAUGAUCCUAAAACCUUUCAUUUCCAAACACGUAAUGGUGAGGAACGUGAAUGCUGGGUUCGUGCUCUAGAAGAUACAAUAUUGCGUCACUCACAUGCGCGAUGGGAUCCAAAAAAAUCACCGCCCAAACAAGAUUUCAAUCGUAAGGUGGCAGAGGCAGAUGCUUAUCUCCAACUGUUAAUUGAUCAAAUUAAAAUAAUUGAAACAAAACAACAAAGUCUUGAAACAGAAAAUGAAGAAAUACAAGAAAGUUACACUGCAAUUUUGAUGCAAGCAAAUGCAAUGCUUAAUUCUGUAAAACAUACCAUUGUCCAACUACAAAUUGCAAAAAAUACAGCUAUUCCUGUUAACGGCAUAUACAGAGGACCUUCUACCGAUACAAUGAAUUCUACACCACCUAUAAAUCAUGUUGCGGUUAUAGAACCAGAAUCAACAGUACAAACUGGUAUUGAAUUGGGUUCAGAAUGUACAGAAUCAAGAAUACCAACUUUAUCCAAUGUUGUAGAUAAUAGAGACUUACCAGUACCUCAGUUUUCAUAUUCUUCAUCGGAUGAAGAUGAAGAUUAUUAUGAUGCUGCUGAUGAAUUGUCACCUCCCUUGGCAGCACAAAAUUAUAUCGCACUUAGAAGACGAGAAAGUGAUCGUUUACAAUCAAUUGGAGACAUUACUGGAGAUAUGCGUAAACAAUCUCCGUUACCACCUGUUAAGGGAGAUGGUUCUGUAGAUUACGAUGCCUUGUACGAGGAAGAGAGCGACACAGAAGUGGAUUCCAUGGAAAGUCAUGGAUCUGUUGUGACACAUCUUUUGUCACAAGUCAAAAUUGGUAUGGAUCUAACCAAAGUUGCAUUGCCUACCUUUAUUUUGGAACGUAGAUCGCUUCUUGAAAUGUAUGCAGAUUAUUUUACUCAUCCAGAUCAGUUUGUAAGCAUUGCAGAUAUGCCUACGCCUAGAGAAAGAAUGGUCCAAGUAGUGCGCUGGUAUUUAUGCAGUUUCCAUGCUGGCCGUAGAUCUGGUGUAGCUAAGAAACCAUACAAUCCUAUUUUGGGUGAAAUCUUCCGGUGUCAUUGGAAUCUUGUUAGUGAAAAUUGUACAGACGAUGUAAAUAUUGAAACAAAGUGUGUAGCAGAUGGGCCAGUUCCAUGGUGUAAAGAAAAUCAAUUGUCUUUUAUUGCCGAGCAAGUUUCUCAUCAUCCUCCAGUGAGUGCAUUUUACGCUGAACAUUAUGCAAAGAAAAUAAGUUUUUCCGCGCAUGUAUGGACAAAAAGUAAAUUUCUGGGGCUCAGCAUAGGAGUACAUAAUAUUGGAAAGGGUUGGGUAAAUGUAUUAGAACACGGUGAAGAAUACGUUCUAACUUUUCCAAAUGGUUAUGGCAGAUCAAUUCUUACCGUUCCUUGGAUAGAAUUAGGAGGAACGGCCACUAUAAAUUGUCCACAAACUGGAUAUCAAGCAACUGUUGAAUUUUUAACAAAGCCUUUUUAUGGUGGAAAACGCAAUAAAAUUACUUGUCACGUUACUCAACCAGCUGAUAAAAAACCAUUUCUUGUUAUUAAUGGAGAAUGGAAUGGUGCUAUGGAAGCGAAAUGGAUUGACGGACGAGUUGAAACCUUAGAUGUAAGAGAACUUCCGAUAGAGAAAAAAUUAGUUAAACCAAUAUGCGAGCAGGAAGAAUGCGAAUCACGAAAAGUGUGGCGAGAAGUAACAAUGGGUUUACGUAUUAAUGAUAUGGAUAAGGCCACAGCUGCAAAGUAUGCUAUCGAACAAAAACAACGAGAUGAGGCCCGCCUACGCAAAGAGAAUAAUGAAAUAUGGCAGACCAAACUUUUUAAAGAGAUUAGAGACAAUGGUUGGGCCUAUACUAUGCCAUUAUCUGAAAGAUUACACGUUUCUCGCAAUGAAACAAGUACAACAUAGCCGCAUAUAAUGCUUAAUAAUUAAAUGAAAAUGUAAGUAUUGCAGUAUAGUAUGAUGUUCGUGGCCUAAAUCAUUAAAGCAGAAGAUUAUAGUCAAUACAAUCUUAUUUAGCGACGUUAAUGUCCAAAAUAUUAUACAAUUAUGUUAUCACAAGAUUUUCUAUAACUAGAACAAGGAGUUAAGACUAUUUACUUUAUUUUAAUUGACCUUUAUAAUUUCUAUAUUCAAGCUUUUAUUAUACAAACAAAAUGGUGUGGAUAGAAGAAAUUGAAAUUAUUUAUAUUAAUUGUAAUUAAACGUUAGUCUUAAAGACUUAUUUUUGUAGAAAUACUAUCAGUGAUAGCGCAUACAAUAAAUUUCAAUGCUUCAUAAAUACUGCAUUAUGUACGUAACGUUCAUGAAAAAUGAAAGAAUAAUUGUAGUACAUAAACUGUAACUUAUUUAUGAAUAAGAUUUCAUUUAUUCUCAA